AUGGGCAGUCUUUUCUUUCUAUGCGUAAUUGCAGCUUUCAUAGAAAGACCAUUUGGCUGCCCUGACUCGUGUUCCUGCAUAGACAAGUUUAACCAACAGUUUGCUGACUGUACUUAUAAGGAAUUGCAGAAAGUUCCAACAGGAUUCCCUUCAAAUGUCACUACCUUAAGCCUCUCAGCCAACAAGUUUAGCUCCCUGAAGAGGUCCAACUUUGUAGGAGUGCCUCAGGUUACGUCACUAUGGCUGGCCCACAAUGAGAUCAGUGUAGUGGAGGAAGGGACUUUAGCUUCUCUGGUACACCUUAAGAAUUUCGAUAUCAGCCAUAACCUUCUGGUGGAAUUUCCCUGGGGUGACCUGGCCAGCUUGCCUUCCCUGCAACUGCUGAAAAUGAAUAACAACCGCAUGGUCAACUUGCCACGUGAUGCCUUUGCCAACCUAAAGGACUUGAGGUCCCUUAGGAUCAACAACAACCAAUUCAAAGUGAUUCAUGAAGGAACCUUUAAACCUCUCACCUCACUCUUACAUAUUCAGAUUUAUAACAACCCUUUCCACUGCUCUUGUUCACUCAUGUGGCUAAAGAGGUGGACUGAAGAAGCCCAGGUAACUGUGGCUGAGAAACAGUUAAUCACAUGUGCCUCUCCAGAGGAGCUUCAAGCCACACCUUUAUCUAAAAUUCCAGAUUUACCCUGUGAAGCUCCCACAGUACAGCUGAGUUACCACCCCAAUCUGGACAAUACUGAGCUCUAUGAUGGAUUCACUCUCACUUUGCACUGUCUAGUUACUGGGAGUCCAAAACCUUCUAUAAAAUGGCUAGUUCGCAAUUCAACCCAAGAAGUUGAAAUUCAGCCUCCUACACCAGGCCAGACAAACAAUAAUUUUACAAAGGGUCAAAUGUCUGGUAGAUUUCUCAUUUAUCAGAAUGGUACAUUAGUUAUUCCUCACCUUAGUAAGAAAUUGGAGGGGACCUAUACGUGCCAAGCCACAAAUGAAAUGGGAAGCAGUCAAAGCUCAGUUAAUGUUUCUAUUGCUGGAAACCAAAAAUAUCCCACCAAAACUAUAGAGGAUUCAGUUAUGAGCAAAACAAUACCUGAUGGCAAAAAGCCUGUAGUAAAGAGUGCUGGGAACAGUAUCCUAAAUAUAGAUAAGACAGAGGAGAAGGUUAAGCAUCUUAUUCCUACACUUCAGUCCCUGGCUUCUAUGGGCAAUGAGUUAGAGACUGUUGAUAAUAAUGAGCAUCCAGUGGAUAUUGAGAAGAAAUGUGGACCAAGUUUGGGUGUCCAGCAUGUGUCCAAUCAAGCAUUUAAUGACAGCUCUAACCUUAAACCUCACACUUUUGAUAUGGGUGUGAUUGCUUUGGACGUGUCAGAGAAGGAUGCCAAGAUUCAGAUUACACCAAAUCACAAUCGCCCUGGAAAAGAGCAUCUUAGAAUGCUGUACUUGUGCCAGGAGGGAGCCAAGGGUGUUUCCUUGGUACAGUGGUCAGAGAUUGAAGAUCGGGUAAAUUCAUAUUGGUUCCGUGGUUUGACACCUGGCACAAACUACUCAGUGUGCUUAACCUAUAAAGGUGAGAAUUGUCAAGUGCAAGUGGUCUUUACUACAAAAAAAGAGGUCCCCUCUUUGAUUAUUAUUAUUGUGGUGAGUGUCUUCCUUAUGGGACUAGCUACCAUACCUCUUAUGGGUGCCACCUGCUGCCACCUUCUUUCUAAAUAUCAUGGUAAAAAUUACAAGCUAAUAAUGAAAGCCCAGAAACAGGACCCUAUGGAAAAGCACAUGGCAGCUGACUUUGACCCAAGAGCUUCCUAUGUAGAAUCUGAAAAAAAUUACACUCCCAGCGAAGUUGAGGAAAUUGAAGCCGAAACAAAUGUAGCACCAGAGCAGGAAGAAGUAGAAGUGGAAGGAAGUGUGUUGGAUGAAACUAUCCCAAGCUCCCAAUCCAAAACAAACCAUGAAGAGUUUGAAGUGGGAUCAGAGUACAGUGACAAACUCCCUUUGGGGGCAGAGGCUGUUACCAUCUCUGAGGAAAUCAAUGGUAAUUACAAGGAACCUGCUCGCUGA
This is a messenger RNA of Bombina bombina (fire-bellied toad), 2055 nucleotides long. RefSeq names its product immunoglobulin superfamily containing leucine-rich repeat protein 2-like. Bases 1 to 2055 code for a protein of 684 amino acids. The transcript has a single exon. Lineage: Eukaryota; Metazoa; Chordata; Amphibia; Anura; Bombinatoridae. The record is from RefSeq and is a predicted model, not a curated record. Gene Ontology annotation, molecular function: protein binding.